Caretta caretta (loggerhead turtle) is the source of this 2732-nucleotide messenger RNA. RefSeq names its product SREK1 interacting protein 1 (gene SREK1IP1). Gene Ontology annotation, molecular function: zinc ion binding; nucleic acid binding. The record is from RefSeq and is a predicted model, not a curated record. NCBI's taxonomy places the organism in Eukaryota, Metazoa, Chordata, Testudines, Cheloniidae.
UUCUCCCUGUCUAAUGGUGCGGCCCGGAGUGCGCUGCCCAAAGGCGUCCGGCCGGGAAGCGCCACCGCCUGUGUUCGGCUCAGCUCGGGGAGACGCUGCUGGGCCCUUGGCUCCAUGGCGCUGCCAGGUGGAAAUAAGGAUAAUAUCAGGGCAGGAUGCAAGAAGUGUGGCUAUCCUGGUCAUCUGACAUUUGAAUGCAGAAACUUUCUCCGGGUGGACCCCAAAAGAGACAUUGUUUUAGACGUCAGCAGUACAAGCAGUGAAGACAGCGAGGAAGAAGAGCUGGGGAAACUGCAGGCCUUACCAGAGAAAAAGAAUACAAGUCAGGAGGAGGAGGAAAAGAAAAAUCUAAAAAGAACAAGCAAAGAAAAAUCCAAAUCAAAGAAAUUAAGGAAAAGAUCAUCUUCAUCAAGUGUCACUGAAGAAGAAGAUCCAAAACCAAAAAAACAGAAAUGCCACAAAAAAGAAAGGAAAAAGGAGAAAAAGAGUAAAUCUAAGAAAGGAAAACAUCACAAAAAAGAAAAAAAGAAGAGGAAAAAAGAAAAACGUUCAUCAUCUGAUAGUUCAGACUCUUCUAGUAGCGACUGAGGAGUUAGUGCAUUCAGCUUUCAUUAACCUGAAAGAUUAGGAUUGCUUACCUUUCAAAUCUAUCCUAUAUGUGCUUUACAAUAUUGUCAGGUUAAAAAAAAUUAUAUAUAUAUUUUAAAAGUACAUUUAUUUACAAAUAUCCACAACUUAGGUUAUUAAACCGAAAGAUUUGCGGGGUGGCAGGGGGAAAUCUACAUGUUGUUGUUUUUUGCCAUUAAUGGUGUUUCACUAUUUCCAUUCUAUGCAAGUUGGACCAAGAAAAUAGACUAGUUGUUUAAACUUUUGUGGUUAGUUCAUUUCUAGUCAGUUUUUGAUUGCUAGCUCCCAUGCAUGACCAGAAUAUUCAGAUUGCUAACAUGUGCAGGGAAAGAUUUGAACUAAUUAAAAUGUACUUUCCACUGGAAUUUUUAACAAAAUUUGUUGAAACAUUUUUAUUAAUUUUAAGUUUUCUAAAACCUUGAUUUUUAUUAAAAUAAAAACCUACAUGUUUGGCAUAAUUCCAUAUCAGCCACCACUUAAAAGCAAUAAAUAGAGACACUGGUGAAUAAAAAUAAGGAGAUUGAGCUAGAAGAGAGGUUUUUUUUGAAGGGACAGGUGGGGGAAGAAAUAGUAAAUAUUUGCUACAAAUAAGAACAGUCUCUUAUAACUGAUCUGGUAAUGUACUUUGAAACAAAUGGCGAUUGUUUUCCAUCAUACUCAGAAAAUGGCCCUAUCUAUACAUGGACAAACAUAACACCUAUCAUUCUUUAGUUUCCUUUUCUUCUUUGUAAAAUAGAUAGAUGUAAUGCUGUGUCUACACUAUGAGCUAUGGGAGUGAUUCCCCUGCUCAUGUACACAUACAUUAGCUCUCAUGGAACUAGCGCAUGUAUAAAUAGCUGUAGAGCCGUGGUACCAUGGCAGCAGCAAAGGCACUGCUGAGCUCGACUGAGUACGUACCCACUAGUUUCAGGCGGAUGUGUAUAAGGCAUAUACCGUUAUCCGUAUUAAGUGACAAUCCAGCAAUGUUUUCUACAGUAAUGUCCCAGUGCUGUGUCAAUUUAUUGUGUUAAGAUUACCUACUCACCUCUUUUAAAAGGGGUAAGGGGAAUCAAAGACUGGCGCUUUGGAUACUCUUGAUUAUUUCAACUCCCAUUCACCAUUAUCUUUAACAGUAAAUGGCUUUAUAAAACCAAAAAUAUUUUCUUCUAUUAUGUAACACAGCAUGUGCCCUGUUGUCUAAGGACCAGCUCCUGCUCCACUGAAGUCCGUGGCAAAAUUCCCCAAUGGCUAUAAUAGCUGGAUGAUCAGGAACCUAAACAGUAAUAUUUCUUGUUUCAAAUUACCUCAAGCCCAUUGCAGGUAUAGAGAGUCAGUGUGUCAGGAAUUAUUCCAUUUAUACUGGUGUAAAAUCAGUAUAAGUGAGUAGAAUUAGGGCCAUAGUCUGAACCUUACUGCUGUACCUCCUUAACAAGACAUAGGGUUUAUCUAUCCAGUAUGGCAAAGCGUGCCACAGGGGUGUGAUUUGUAAAGCGCACUAAUGUGCAAUGCUCUAACUGCCCCAUGGAAAUCCUUCUGCCAUGUUCUAAAAGGUACCUAGUUUGUGUUAACCUUUUCCUGUUUGAAAGACACUUAACUUGAAUUAGACACUUUUAGACAGUGCUAGCAGAUUUUACUCGGGCCAGUCAGAGCACAACACCUUAGAGCACUUUUAGAAAUCACACCCCCUAGCAUGCAUUGCCUGUGCCAUGUAGACAAGGCCAUACCUAGUUAAUAUAUUUCUAAGUAGUUCAUUUUUCCUUUAUUUUGGACAUAAUAGGACACUUUUUUAAAAAUACUGUGAUAUUGGCAUAUGUAAAAUUUAUAUUUGAGCCUUUAAAACUGGCCUAUGAGCAAAAAAAUUAAUUAAAUCUCCUUUUACCCAGGAGCGGAACAUUUAAGAAAUUUAUUACUAAAGAGAAGUGCAGAGAAUAUUUUAAGAUUUAACCUAUAUUGUGCUUUAUAUCUGAAAUGCUUUUUUAAAAUAUGACUAGGAAGCAGAUAUGUGACAUUGAUAUUGUGCUUCCCUUAUGUAACUGAUUUGCAGAUACUUAUUUGACUUCUAACCCUUCAAAUUUGCACAAACAAUAUUUUGAAUUCAAGAAGCGAUUAAUAAAAUGUUACCUAGA